This is a messenger RNA of Cloeon dipterum, 2715 nucleotides long. RefSeq lists its product as uncharacterized. The coding region runs from base 1492 to 2355 and encodes 287 amino acids. The record is from RefSeq and is a predicted model, not a curated record. NCBI's taxonomy places the organism in Eukaryota, Metazoa, Arthropoda, Insecta, Ephemeroptera, Baetidae. The transcript is spliced from 10 exons.
GAUUAUUAUAAACAGGAUACUGAAUGUGAUAAAGAGUGUCCACUCGCAGUUAAACAUCCGAUAGAGCGGCUCAGUAGGAAACACGACAUUGGCGGAAAAUGGUGGUCUUUAGCACUUUACUCAUGAUGGUGAUUGCCACGCCGGCUUUCGGGACACUCUACGAUUGCUUAAGGACCAAUGAUUUCAUUUUCUGGGGAUCGCGAUGUCCAAAAGUAGCCUCGAUGUCCGUCAACCAUAAGAAAGUCAGCUGCGAUUGCGCAACAGAAUUUUGCUUAGGUAUUUCUUCUUCGCACAUAAUUGAGUGCUCACAAAAUCCAGACACCUUAAAUCAAAAACUCGCAGGACCUGAUGACCCAGCCCGAAUCGAGUGUGAUACUAGCGGGAACUCAUGCUUUCUAUGCAAAAUUCCUAGAAAAGAUUUCAUCGGUUGUUCCUCGAAAUUUGAGCACCGCGCUCAAUGCAUUUGCAGACACGACCGGCGUUCACGUGACCUGGAAUGCUUGCCAAACGGGAAGUUGGUGCCUUAUGGAUCAAGUGAAAAUUCGCCUUGCAGACCUGGUUUUAUCAACAAAUAUUAUUCGAUUUGGAAGAACAAGACAUCAAAGCCAGAUGGCAGAACUUUAAGUAAACCCAGUUUAACAACAGUAGAAAUGACUACAACAAAGACAACAACGAUCUCCUCAGUCACUAAACCUAGCUCGGAAGCGCCUGAGUUGAAUAAACACACAAACACAAUAUCCCUUCAAGACGUUGAAGUUUUUAAUGAGACUGCACCUGUGCUGACAGAACGGAUUGAAGAGAGGGAUGACUUUGGCGGCUUGACUACUGUUUCUUGGGUCUUGAUAGGCACCAUUCUCUUCUUAGUGAUUUUAAUUGGUGCGAUGGCAUUUGGGCUCGUUAAAUUCAGGCAAAGACAGGGUGCAAGUGCCACGGUGGUAGUUAACAACCAAAUGGCAAUGGAGCCAAUUUAUGACGACGUUGGAAAUGUUAAUCAUAACAACGAAAAUAUAUAUUCAGUACCUUACGAAUGUUUCUAUGCCGGCAACGCAGCUAUUAAAGAUUUCAAAGAGGAAUCAGGGUAUUUGGAAGUGUUAUAAAAUUUGUACCUCAAAUAACAAUAGUUCCAUGAUUGUUAAUUUUGUCAUCCGCGCUCCGUAAUUUUUAAAACUUGUAUUUUUUUCAUCUCUUUUAUGGAAUCUAUUUUUAUGUAAUUUGUUGCAAAUUUAUGUCAAUAGGAAAAAAUUAUGUUUUAGCUUCGUCUGGUAAUAUACACCAUAUUUAAACGGUGUCAAAAAUCAUUUUAAAAAUUGAAAAAAUGUGCACUAUAUUUGUAAGCGGGAGAAAUCUUAACCAAGGAGCGUAUCCUGUUGCGGUCCAUUUAAUCACAUUGACAGGAAAAGAAACCCAAAAUAGUGACGUGCAUGUUUUAAAAUAACGUGUGAUAGAGCAGUGUAGCUAUCAAAAGCAGAAUGAGCGCUCGCAAUCGGCAAGAUGGUCACCGCUCUCCUCUUUCUCGCAUUUGCGACAUCUGUUUUUGGAACUCAAUACAAUUGCACUGGAAUGGAUGGUUUCAUUUUCUGGGGAGCACGUUGCGAGAAAGUUCACAACAAUUUCGUCUACAGAAAGCACGUUACAUGCAAUUGUGCUAAAGAAAAGUGCAACAGAGUCAACUCUUUUCACUCCUACAUGAUUUCAUGCUCGAGCCCACGUCAAAUCUUGAACUCGCACUACAGAGGACCGCAAGAAAUAGCUGAAAUCGAGUGCGAUACAAACGGAAACUCGUGCUUCCUUUGCAAAAUUCCUGGCCAGCAUUUCGACCGCUGCAUUGCCGAGUACGGGAAAAAUACAGCCUGGUGCACUUGGAAAAACAGCGAAAAUAAACUGAGGUUAGAAUGCCAGAGACACGGAAUCUUAGUUCAAGUGGAAUCCGAGAGCAGAAAUUUAAAUUGCAGCACACUGAUUGAUUCGUCCGCUAUCUCGUAUGAUGACGUAUUGAUCAAGCCCGAUUUGGAAGAAAUUCACCUCGAAGGCAACUAUCUGACCGUGCAGGAGAGCGGACUGACGCCUGGAUUUUGGGCCUUGAUAGUCACCGUUGCCAUCCUGACGAUUGUCAUUGGUGUUGCAGCCUUCAUGUUUAUCAAAUUCAAACAAAGACGUAACGUUGGUGGCGUCGCGGAAGUUAAAAACGAAACAAAGUUGGAACCGAUUUACUGCGAGAUCACGGAAUGUGCAGCGGAUAUUGUACCGAAUAAUGACGGAAACUUGUACUCUGAAGUGAAAGAAAAUAUGUAUGCCAACGACGAGGCACUUAAAACCCUUAGAGAGGAAUCAGAAUAUUUGGAAGUCUUGAAGUAGUUAAACUGUGAUGUAACAAAAAAGGGGGAAUCGCUUCUUAAGGUCUUGACAUUGCAUCGUCAAUUAGUUUUGUCCCUCUAAAAACAUAAUAAAACCAUUUUACGAGUAAAAGUACAAGGUUGUUGUAGUGGACAUCUAAUAUUUUGGUUAUGAUAAACACUCUAAGGAAAUGGUAUGAAUGUACAUCCUCUCGAUUAGUGUGCUUGGGGAAUCCUAAUCUGGUGGUAAUUCUUCUGUUUGGUUAAAAAAUUUCCUUUGGUAGAUUUUAAAAUCAUUUACCAUAAAUGUGGAUAAUUGUGGUCAAAAUGUGGUGGUUUAUAAAUUUGUAGACAAAUUAAAUUAUAGUACUUUCAAUUAGCA